GAGUGAGUCAUCCUGUCGAGACGCCGCCACAAGGCCUAGGACAGCAGCGGCCACAGACACGCAGCCCAUCGCAGCCACACGCCGAUGCCGACGAUAGCCCACCAAGUGAGUGAGUGACGCAAUGCACCAAACAUGAGACACAUAUACACACAUGCAUCCCGGCCAUCAUUUGCAGCGUCCGAUGGUUACUUUGCAGCGUUGCGCCGCGAGCUGUACCAGCUGUGCGAGCGGCCGAUGAUGGACAAGGCCUUCUACACCAAACGGUCAGCCAGCCUCAGAGCCCUGGAAUGUGUGUCUCUCUGUGUGUGUCCCACAACAGCUUGUCUCGCAGCAUGUUUGCCCCACAACCCAACAAGGCCACUGCACAGCCGCCGAUGCCAUCGGUGCGUGAGGCCGACCACCCGCUUGCAGCGUCUGCACAUGAUCAGUGGAACGAUGAGGGUCGCUAUCCCAUGUCACCACUCAUGCACAUGCACUCGUCUGCUGACGGCCUCAACGUGGACGACCGCCGCCCACGGCCGCACCAACACACAGGGUAUACACAUGCGCACAGACAGACAGGGACGGAGGUAGUGAGGAAAUACAGAGAGACACACCCUGUUUGCCUGUUGGUUUGGUCGUGUCAGGUCUGUCGGCUUUCGCCAGCUCGCCAGUUCGUCAUCAGACUCGUUCCGCCUCAACCAACACAACAAUGCCAACCCAAACAUGAGUAUGCAGGUCGGUCAGUCAGUCAGUCAGUCAGCCCACCAGCAUCAACAUCUCUCUCUAUCUGUCUCUCUCAGGGCGAGUGGAGUUCGUCGCUGCCACGCCAUGAUGCCUUACGUCGACUCGACGCCAGUCCGGCCCAUUCUUCCUCAAGCCACGACAAUUCCGAUACAUGAACGGCUGUCUGUGUGUGUGAGUGGAGACGGACCGACGAUGAUGACUGAUAUGGAUGGAUGGAUGGAUGGACGUGUCUGUGUGUUGGGGACACAUAAUUG
Vitrella brassicaformis is the source of this 980-nucleotide messenger RNA. NCBI's taxonomy places the organism in Eukaryota, Vitrellaceae. The record is from the annotation of a GenBank genome assembly.